Paramecium tetraurelia is the source of this 2124-nucleotide messenger RNA. RefSeq lists its product as uncharacterized. Gene Ontology annotation, cellular component: COPII vesicle coat; endoplasmic reticulum exit site. The record is from RefSeq and is a predicted model, not a curated record. The transcript is spliced from 5 exons. Gene Ontology annotation, molecular function: SNARE binding; zinc ion binding. Lineage: Eukaryota; Ciliophora; Oligohymenophorea; Peniculida; Parameciidae. Gene Ontology annotation, biological process: COPII-coated vesicle cargo loading; endoplasmic reticulum to Golgi vesicle-mediated transport; intracellular protein transport.
AUGAAUGUUCAUAAAAAAAUUCUGGAAAAGAAUGGAAGAUUGGACAAUCCUCAAUAAUAAUAAUAACAAUCAUAAGCAAAAGAAGAGGAAUAUAUUCAAAACACAUUAAAUAGUGAUUUAUUGCAAUUUAAUUCCUCCUAUAAUAAUAUUAGAUGUACAUCCAAUGUAUUUCCACAGUCAAAAUAAUCAUAUCUAGAUGCCAAGAUUCCAUUUGCUGUGAUGAUUUAGCCUUAUGGAUAAUCAGUAUAAGAUGGAUUUGUUUCAGUCAAUAAUGGAGGCUACCCUAUUAUAAGAUGCUAAAAAUGCAGGGCUUAUUUGAAUCCUUUCAUGAAAAUCUUAGAUGGUUUUGAUCAUUUUAAAUGCAACCUGUGUGGAUUGAUUACUCAAAUUGGAUUAAAUUCAAUGCCAAAGGAAAAUGUAAAUUAAAGAACUGAAUUAACUAUGGGAUCUUAUGACAUCAAAGCAGGUUAAGAGUAUUAAGCAAGACCUCCAAUGGCUCCUGCGUAUUUUUUCAUGAUUGAUGUUUCAACAAAGAGUGAAGCACUUUUAGGAAUAAUUGGAUAAGUGAUGAAUGAGUUAAUAAUAAGUGAAUCAUUCAAUGAAAGAACUUUAUUCGGAUUUUUAACAUUUGAUACUUCUAUUCAAUUGUACAAUUUCAAUUCAAAACUGAAAUAAACCCAGAUGUAUGUCUUAACAGAUGAUAAUGAAUUGCCUAUGCCUGGAGAAUAUCUAUUUAAUCUACAAGACUCUAAGGACAUUAUUGUUGGAUUCUUGAAUUCUUUAGGUCAACUAUUUCCGAAACCUCUUUUAAGGAGUACAUAAUUUAUUGAGGCAUUAAAGAUAUCAUAAAAAUUAAUAAAGGAGAAUGGUGCCAAGUUAAUCAUCUUAACAUCUUCACCAAUUAAAGAAUUGAGUAUUGUGGAGAAUGGGAAAUAACAGCAGUUAUAUUUAAAUAAAAGUAAAUCAGUAUUAACAUAAAUUACUGAGAGUAUGUAUUUUCAAUUUAUAUGUCCAUCCAUAUUUGUAAUUCCAAAUAAUUACAUGAACAUAUAUACUAUCAAUCAAUUGGCAACCUAUCUAAAUGGAGAUGUGUUCUAUUAUGAUGAUCCCACAGUUUAUACAACUAAAUUUAGGAAUGACUUAAAAGAAGUGUUGAGCAGAGAUUAUGCCUGGGAAUCUGUAUUUAGAAUCAGAACAUCUGCUGGAUGGAAGAUUAAACAUGUGUAUGGCAAUUACGUUGUGAAAUCCUCAGAUCUAUUGAAUAUUACAAAUUGCGAUGAUUAAAAAGUUCUAAUUUAUGAAUUAGAAUUGACUGAACCCAAUCUGUCUUAUGAUCAUCUCUAUAUAUAAACUGCUUUAUUGUAUACAUCAUCAAAAAGCGAGAGAAGAAUUAGAGUUCACAAUUAUUGUAUUCCUCUGAGCAAUUCUGUCAAAAUCAUAUACUCGCAUAUAGAUCAAAGUGCAUUGGCAAUGACCAUCUAUAAAAUGGCUUUGCAUUAAAUGAAUUCAGUUAAGAAUUUGAUUCCUGUUAAAGAAUUCAUCACAUCAACCAUUAGAUCUAUCUUUUAUAAUUGUAAGUUAUACAAUGUAAGUUUGGAUUAAAUGCAUGCUUACUCCUUAGGCAUCAUGAAAUCUAUGGUAUUGAAUUACUCUUAUGAAUAAUAAAGUAUAAUGACAGAUUAUGUCAACUACUUUAGAAUUAUAUUUCAGUAUAUUCACUUUGAUGAAUUAGUUACCUAUUUAGUACCAUAAUUAUACGAUGUGACUAAUUUACAUGAAAAUGAAUGUGUUUAUGAUGAUUAGGGAUAGUUUGUGUACCCACAAUAAUUAUCCUUAGUGUCGUCUGAGUUAGCAACGGGAGGUCUUUAUCUGAUGGAUUGUGGAUUCUGUUUAAUAUUAUAUAUAUGCAAAAUACAUGAUCCCACAUAAUUAGUAGCCUUAUUCGGUGAGAAAUACCAUUCUAAACCCUUAUAUGAGGAUGACCUAUAAUUAAACAAUGCAAUCUCUGCUCUGAUCUCCCAAUUGAGAUACAACAAAUACACAAAGUAUGCCCCCAUUGUACAUAGUCAAAUAAGGUUGCAACAGUUUAUGGGAGGAUGUAUUUCUCAAAAAUCUAAUUUAUGA